This is a messenger RNA of Struthio camelus australis, 3230 nucleotides long. NCBI's taxonomy places the organism in Eukaryota, Metazoa, Chordata, Aves, Struthioniformes, Struthionidae. The record is from RefSeq and is a predicted model, not a curated record.
UGUGAGCAUUCCUUUGCAGGCUGGUUUGCAAGAACAGAUUGAAGUUCUUCUUUUGGGGAAUUUUCUUCUGUCCCAGUCACAGUGAUAACAACCCUGGACAGCACUGGUACUCUAAGAAAUGCAAAGAUGCGUCACCGUUGAAGUUCAGUUGUGCAAGUCCCCCUUACAGCAACAUCUCUGUGUCAGAAGAAAAAGGAUAGUUGCAUUGAUUUCAAUGAGUUAGUCUAGCCUUGUCGAGAUGGAGAAGGAGGCAAGCCAACUCGAGAGGGACCAUGUUCACAGUGUAUAUGAGAAAAUUGCUCCUUUCUUCAAUGAUGCACGCUACAAGGCAUGGCCAAAGGUGCAGCAGUUCAUUUCAGAACAGGAACCAGGCAGCCUGAUUGCUGACAUUGGCUGUGGAAAUGGCAAAUACCUUCAUAUCAAUUCUCAAGUCUAUAAACUGGGUUGCGAUUACUGUUUCCCGUUGGUGGAAUCAGCACGGAAUGAAGGCCAUGAAGUAAUGGUAUGUCACAGCCUGUGUCUGCCGUAUCGAAGUGAGUGCUUUGAUGCUGUCUUAUCCAUUGCUGUGAUUCACCAUUUUUCAACGAAAGAGAGGCGCAUGCGAGCAAUAAGGGAGAUGGCUCGCAUCUUGAGAGUAGGAGGCCAGAUAAUGAUAUAUGUGUGGGCAAUGGAGCAAAAACGGAGAAGAUUUGAAAAGCAAGAUGUCUUUGUUCCUUGGAAUCCUUCACCUCCCUCCUGCUCCUCGGGUGAUCCAUGUUCACCUGGAAUACAAAAAUCAAUUCUUCGCAAGGACAAAAAGCUGGCUUUGAACCAGUGCUGCCAUAAGUUGGAUGACACUUUAGAGGUAUAUAGGAAAGCCAGAAGUUCUUCCUGUGGAGCGGGGAAAAAACCCCUGUGCACAGUUCUUGAUAAAUCGCUGAGAUGGUCUCUGUUCUCAAGAUCACUUGACUCUGUAUUAGACUUGGGCAAUCAGUGGCACCGAGAGGAGCUCAUUAGAUAUCGCAAUUACAGCAUUCAGAUGAAUGAAUUAAACAGAAAAAAAAGACUUGAAAAAAACAGGGAGUGUGGCUUUCUGAAACACGUUUCCAACUUUUUUCUACACUGCAAAGAAAGUUUUGAAAAUACAACAGCUUUUGAAGUGGCUGUUAAACCUAUGCUGCCCAUGUCACAUUGUUCCAAGGCUUUCAGAAGUUGCUACUCAGAAUUAGGCCAAGAGACUAUACAGCUCCCUACUGCUGCAGAUACUAUUCACGGCUGCAGCAGAGUGUGUUUACCUGACCUGAUUUCACAUCAGAAAGAAUUAGCUGUCAGACAACAACUUAAAAUAGAUCAUCACUCAAAACAAGGAGCUUUCUGCGAACCUCAGAACAAAACCAGAAUAGGCUGCUCUCCACAGAAAACAGUCGAUGAAUGUGUCCCGAGCAUGAAGAACAGACAGCAGCAGGGUCCUAAUGGGGCCUGUCUAAGGUAUUACCAUGUUUUUAAAGAAGGCGAGUUGGCUGAACUGAUAGAACGUCAUAUUCCUGAGCUACAUAUUAUUGAUUCAUACUUUGACCAUGCAAAUUGGUGUGUGAUUGCAGAGAAGACUAAAGUGUGGACAAUCUAGGGGAACUUUUUUUAUUGAAAGGCACAAAGACCACUUAGGGGCUUUCUUCCUUUUGAAAGCUCCAUGCCUUUGAAAAUCUUUCCUGAAGCUUUUCAUAGCCUUGAGUUUCUUCAGGGCCAAGGGGGAAGUAUGAGGAGGGCAGUAUUUUGCAACUCUUAGGCUCUGUGACUGUUUUCUUUGAUUUUGUUCUUAAAAUAUAUUUCUAUUGAAAUAUUUUUUUUUUCUAGAGGUAUUAUUUCCUAUGAGCACAUUUGAGCACACUGAUCCUUUUUAAUAAAUAGGUGCCAGCUGUGUUUUGUUGCUUUAAAAAAGGUAGAAUACAGUUGGAAGCACAUUGCUGGAUUGUUUUUUAUGUGUGCUUUAAAAGUCUUUGUUACUCGUUUAUAACUAUGUACUUAUUCAUGUCAUAUUUGUAUUUUAGAAUUUAUUGUACUCUGGCACUUGAUGUAACAUAGCAUAGGAAGUAAUUGAAGGAUGCGUUAUUUUAUUACAGUUCACUUUGUCAGCAUAUAUGAAACUUCCAGUCAUACUGGACAGACAGUCUUUUACAAGAAUUACCAUAUAUAUGUGGUAUGUAUAUAGUUCUCAUAGCAGAGACAGUAACUGGUGACAGUGUCACACAGUCUAGAGAACUUUUUCAUUGCCUGGUAACAGUUGCAGCCAAGAAAGCAGAUAGAUAUUUGCCUCCAUAUAUGCCAGUGUAUGACCCCCAAAAAAAUCAGUCUUAAAAGUGAGCUUGACAUGUAUGUUCAAACUAAAUUCCACUGUAAGCAAAACUUGUAGCAGUCAUAAGGAUUUAGUAACCCAUUUAAAACUGUAAAGUGAAUGAGCAUAGCACAGAAAAGUGUUCCAAUGACUGUUAGUCAACUGAGAAAAUAUUUACUAACAUCAGCAUGCAAUAAUAAUGCAUUUAUCCAUGGGUCUGCCUUUUUCAAAGAUCAGCUGCACUAUCCAGUUUUUAUAGAUACUGGGGUAUAUUUACUGGGGUAAAUAACUGUGCUUAAGAUCACAUAAAAUGGAAUAAAGCUUUAAAAGAAAAACUAACAAACAUACAAAAAUCCGAAGCAACGUGCCUGCGUUGUUAAUGAUUAUGUAUGUACUGGGGAGCUCUGUCCAUAGUUUAACUUCCUACCUUCGUUUCUGUGGAUUCAUGAAUCAGCUAGUCAGAGAUCAGUCUUGUUUUCUGACAAAUAUGCCCUUGCAUAUUCUUUAUGUGUCUAUGAGUAACAGAUGCAUAUCACAUUUCCAAAAGUAGCAUGGAACCGUACGCUAAUCUGAGUUUUUUAAUGCAGCUUUAAUUCAAUUUGGAUAUAAUAUCUGUAAUCACAUUUCCUUUACUUCCUCCCACAGAGUUCAUGUCGGCUGUAUCAUACAUCUUGCAUUUUCAGGGGGAAAAGCUGGAGGAGCUAAUCAGUGUCUUCCAUCUGUAAUGACUGCCUCUGCAGUAUUUCUUUUUUCCCCCUAAAUGUUAGUAUCUCUGUGCAAGUGAAAAAAAAUAAUUUUUGGUCACAAAAUGUUGCUGCCGUUCUGAUCUGAACACGCUCUUCUCUUCAUUUUAUUCAUUUGUACCAUUGUCAGAAGGACUUGAUAGAUUUCCCUAUUUUUAAUGCAAAUUCAGGUUGUA